AUGGGUCAGACUCUGUCCGAGCCGGUCACGGAGAAGCAUUCCGACGAGGGCCAAGAUGAUCGUGUCUGCUUCGGGGUCAGCGCCAUGCAGGGCUGGCGAAUUAGCAUGGAAGACGCGCAUGCCACCAUCCUCGACCUCCAGGCCUUGGAGGGUGAUGAAGAGCUCAAGCCCGCGGCCAUCGACGUGCGAAUAUCCUUCUUCGGUGUUUAUGAUGGGCAUGGUGGGGAACGGGUAGCAAUUUUUACAGGAGAGAAACUGCACCAGAUCAUCGCGAAACAGGAGGCUUUCAAGAAGAAGGACUUUGAGCAGGCGCUCAAGGAUGGCUUUCUGGCUAUCGACCGGGCUAUCCUGAGUGAUCCAAAGUACGAGGAAGAAGUGUCAGGAUGUACGGCUUCAGUUGGCAUUGUGACGCACGAGAAAAUCUAUGUUGGCAAUGCCGGCGACUCGCGAUCCGUGCUCGGUAUCAAGGGCCGGGCGAAACCUUUAUCGUAUGACCACAAGCCGACCAACGAGGGCGAGAAGGCAAGAAUAUGCGCGGCGGGUGGCUUCGUCGACUUCGGCCGGGUGAAUGGCAACCUCGCACUGAGCCGAGCUAUUGGCGACUUUGAGUUCAAGAAGAGCGCGGACCUGCCCCCUGAACAGCAGAUUGUCACGGCCUUUCCGGACGUGAUGGUCCACGAGAUUGGCGAGGAUGACGAGUUCUUGGUCAUUGCCUGCGACGGAAUCUGGGACUGCCAAUCGAGCCAAGCUGUCGUUGAGUUCGUUCGCCGAGGUAUUGCUGCGAAGCAAGAGCUCCACGCCAUCUGCGAGAACAUGAUGGACAACUGUCUGGCAUCGAACUCGGAGACUGGAGGUGUCGGAUGCGACAACAUGACCAUGGUCGUGAUUGGUCUCCUGCAAGGCAAGACGAAGGAGGAAUGGUACAAGAUGAUUGGGGACCGCGUUGCGAAUGGAGAUGGGCCUUGUGCGCCUCCCGAGUACGGCAAAGGACCCGGUGCGCACGACCGCUUCGACGACUCGCCCGACGACUAUGAGAUGGACAUGGACUCGCGGAGACUGUUCGGCAGCCGCGCAGGCCGCGUCAUACUGCUUGGUGACGGAACAAGCAUUUCCCUCGGCCAGCCCCACGACGAUGACGGCGAUGUAGAUAUGGAAGAUCGCGGCGUAGCGGAAGAAGUGGAGGACGGCGAUCUAGAGGAGCAGGUGCAAAGCGAUGCACAGGAUUCAAAACGAGGCGAGACGCCUGCACCGUCGUCCGCA
Neohortaea acidophila is the source of this 1260-nucleotide messenger RNA. RefSeq names its product protein phosphatase 2C protein 1. Gene Ontology annotation, molecular function: protein serine/threonine phosphatase activity; cation binding. Gene Ontology annotation, biological process: protein dephosphorylation. The record is from RefSeq and is a predicted model, not a curated record. NCBI's taxonomy places the organism in Eukaryota, Fungi, Ascomycota, Dothideomycetes, Mycosphaerellales, Teratosphaeriaceae. The annotation marks the transcript as partial. The transcript has 6 exons.